This is a messenger RNA of Lecanosticta acicola, 1337 nucleotides long. The record is from the annotation of a GenBank genome assembly. Lineage: Eukaryota; Fungi; Ascomycota; Dothideomycetes; Mycosphaerellales; Mycosphaerellaceae.
AUGGCCUUUAUUUCCCAGGCUCCGGAUAAUGCAUCAACUCGAGCGGACGCGAUGACCUUUCUUCAACGCCUAGCCAUCAAUGUGAGAGACGAGCUUCCGCGAAGAACUCCCAUUGUGUGUGUGUGUGUGUGUGUAUCUUGCUAAUCGUGCCUGCAGUUCCAAGUCUUGUCCUCUAUUCAAUUGCUCAGCGAAUUUCAGGUACUGGCCUGCAUCCCUCCCGACGAAGCCAUCAGCUAUGGCGAUGUUGCCGAAAUCGUGGGCCUGCCCGAAGCACAGUUGCGUGCGGUCGUCCGAUUGACGGCGUCGGUGGGCUUCUUGCGCACACCCACGAACGACUCCAUGGCCCACAAUUCGCUGUCGUUCAAGUUUGUCAACGAUCUGGGAGUUGUCGACGCAUUCGGCUUCGCAGCCGAGACUCUGGCACCUUGUGCUCUGAGAAUGGCAGAGGCCUGUCGUGGCGGGGACAAUGCCUAUCGUGUGGCGUUUGGAGCCAGUAGCGACUUCACAACGGACGUCCAGCACCGAUGGCGCAUGCAACGCCAAGCUGCUGCCCAUUUUCGAUUGGCGAAAGGCCCCAGCGACGAAGACGACCCGGAGUGUCACAACCUGCUGUCUCAAUUGGACUGGGCGAGCCUGGCCGAUGCCACGGUCGUCGACGUAAGUCAUGAUCAUGUGCCUCCUCUAGGGAGCAAGACUCAACAUUCCAGGCAGUGUCACUGACGCUAUUGCAUUAGGUCGGAGGCAAAUCUCUAGAUCGUGCUAUCUCGCUAGCUUCGCACAGCCCUGCGGUGUCAAUAAUGGUCCAGAGUGACCAGGCCGCAUCGCUGCCUCCUGUGCCCGCCGAUCUUGCGUCCAGGAUACAUGUCCAAGCUUGUGACCCGAGCGGCGCGCAACACUUUGAGGACGCGAGCGUCUAUGUUAUGCAGCUUAAGUCGCCCACCCUCACUCAUCCGGUUCGAGCCAAGCCGCUGGAUACCAUUGCGCGUCAGCUGGCCUCUCACCUACCCAUUCUGCGCAAGAAUCCGCUCACUCGAGUGGUUCUGCUGGCACGCGUGUUACCAGACGCUCAGGACACCCCAUCUCAGGACAGUGGGAGCAUUACGGAUAUCUCAUCUCAGAGCUUGGCGUCGUACCGGAACCUGACCUUCUCUCAACUCACUGGUGGCCGCGAUCACGAGAGACCUGAUAUUGUCGAUAUCGUGACGCGAACGAGGGACGGGGAGGGGGUCCUGGCGAUUACAAACGAGAUCCGGAGUUCGAAAGAUGCGGGCUUGACCGCCUUUGAGAUUCAGUAUCAUCGUCUGCCUCGAGAUUCACCAGGUGUUCUACCUGUCUAG